AUGUCUAACGAUGACAUAAAAGAUACAACAUAUCGAUUUGCUGAUGCUGCUAGAGAACCAUGCCAUUAUUUAGUACCAAUCGAAGGUUAUAGUAAGAAACAACUGGUUUCACUCGAAGAAGCCGUAAAAACAAUAAAACAUAUUGUGCCUCGUCUUGAUGGAAAAAUAUAUGCACUUAAAAGACGAGCACUCAAUCCAGCUGAUGGUCUUACGGUUGAUGAAUCCGCUGCAAUUGCAUUAUAUACAUCAGAGUGGGAACCUUAUAAAGAAUCUCUUUAUUAUGUUCUUAAUAGUGCAUUACGUGCUGAAGAUCGUGACGAAUUAAAACCAUGGUUUUCUUAUUUGAAAUUACUUCUUACUGCUAUAUCUCGUCUUCCAAAAAAGAAAAUUACUAUCUAUCGUGGAAUUCAAUUAGAACUUGAAACUGAUUAUGAAAAAUAUCAAGUAGGUUCGGAACCAAUUUGGUGGGGUUUCUCUUCGUGUUCAACAGAUCGAACAAUUGGUGAGAAAAGAGAGUUUAUGGGAGAAAAUGGUCGACAAAUAUUAUUUGUUAUCGAUUGUACCAAUGGAGUAGAUAUUAGCAAGCAUUCAUAUUUCCGAAAGGAAAAUGAAGUAUUACUCUUACCUGGAACUACUGUUAAAGUUAUUCGUCAUAAAAAGAAAAAAGAACAACAGAUCAUUUAUCUUAAAGAAAUCGUAUCAUCAGAAAUUCAUUUGGAACCUCUACCUACGGAAGAAGAUAGUCAACUUCCAGAAGACAAUAUUCCAUCUAUGAAAGAAUUUGAUAUUUCACCUCCAGAUGAAGAUACUCUAUCUAUGCAUGACUCUGAUAUUUCAUCUCUGAAAAACUUUUCUUCAUCUUCGAUACGUAACGAAAAUUCCGAUACAAUAUCAACAGCAACAACAGCAUCAAGUUUAGAAGGACUUACUAGACGUUCUAAGUCUAAAAUUGAGGCAUUGAUGACUAAAUGUAGAGUCCGUGAUGAAAUACACUUGCCUGGAAAAGGUUUUAACACAGAUGAAAUUAGUAUUAUCGCUGUACAAUUAAUUAUCGAUAAACAAUGUACAACACUAUCUCUAUAUGAAAAUAAAAUGAGGAAUAGAGGAGCAAUCACCAUAUCUGACAUCUUAAUGAAUCAGAAUCAUAACACAGUAUUGGAGCGAUUAUAUCUAACUGACAGUAAAAUUGGUGAUAAAGGCGCAAAAGCUCUUGCUGAAGCACUUUCAAAUGAUAAAAAUUUAACUCUUAAAGAACUUUGCUUGGAUGGUAAUAAAAUUACAGAUGAAGGCAUUGAACAUAUAGCAAUAAUGUUGGAAUCAAAUAAAACAUUGACAAAAUUAGGAUUAGCACUGAAUGAAAUACGUGAUCGAGGUUUACAACGAUUAACUGAAGUACUUACAAACAACAAUAAUACUUUACAAAUACUUUCACUUGAACGGAAUAAAUUUCGUAGCAGUACUAAUCUUAGUAUUAUCGGUGAUAUGCUUCGAAAGAAUAAGUCAUUAGCAAAAUUGAAUUUAAGUAGUUGUGGUCUGGAUCGAUCAACUGUCAGAUUACUUAAAAGUCAAGUGGCGAUAACAAAAAUCAAAUGUGAACUAAUUCUGGACUAA
This is a messenger RNA of Adineta steineri, 1611 nucleotides long. The record is from the annotation of a GenBank genome assembly. NCBI's taxonomy places the organism in Eukaryota, Metazoa, Rotifera, Eurotatoria, Adinetida, Adinetidae.